AUGCUUCAUGACGGCUAUCUCCUACUUAAUGGCAAGCGUGGCGGAGCUACUUCUUCGAUUCUGGACUUUCGGAGGUUAUUUGUGAAGUUGCUAUCAUUAUACAAAAUCUUUGGUCAAGUUCACGAUGAUGACACGCCGUACGACUUUGAUAUUGUACAGGACCCUACAUCAGCUAGCACAAAGCAGGUGGGUACUAACAUAUGGCGUGUAGUUGAGAGAGGAAGCGCAUGCCUGGAAAAAAUCUUAUAG
Messenger RNA from Haemonchus placei, 249 nucleotides. The record is from the annotation of a GenBank genome assembly. NCBI's taxonomy places the organism in Eukaryota, Metazoa, Nematoda, Chromadorea, Rhabditida, Trichostrongylidae.